This is a messenger RNA of Engraulis encrasicolus (European anchovy), 2250 nucleotides long. RefSeq names its product protein NLRC3-like. The transcript is spliced from 4 exons. The coding region runs from base 220 to 2250 and encodes 676 amino acids. Gene Ontology annotation, biological process: intracellular signal transduction. The record is from RefSeq and is a predicted model, not a curated record. Lineage: Eukaryota; Metazoa; Chordata; Actinopteri; Clupeiformes; Engraulidae.
AAAGACUACCAACUUCUACCUUUUCACGGUUGCCCUUCCUUCGACAGUCUGCAAUUUAAACACGCUUUGUGAGUCACCGCCACAGGCUGUGGUUCAGACGUGGAGCCUUUGAACACUUCAGCUCAAGGUGGAAGCAACGUCAACACUCCAGCUGACAGACAGGGGCCCUUUGAAGUUUAUUGAUCAUAUAUUUUAGUAUUAAAGCCUGCAACAUAUUUCAUGGGGAACUGCCUUUCUAAAAGGGAACCGGAUCGGAACAUUUCAGCUCAGGGUAGAAGCAAUGUCUCUGCUCCAGUUGUGUCAGAAAGUAGAGCUCAGAGGGACAUCAACAUCUCCAGCAACGUCCAUCAUCACUAUGGUGCUGAGACCUCAACACCAGCACAACCAGCACAGAAGACUGAUGGGCUGUUUUCAAGAUGCCAACAAGAACUCAAAGACAAGCUAUCCAAGAAGUUCCAUAAUGUGCAUCCCGUCAUCCCAAGGCAGGGAGGAGCUACAUCUCUGGAGGAGAUCUACACAGAGCUCUACAUCACAGAGGGGGAAUGUGAAGAGGUCAGUACUGAACACGAGGUCAGACAGAUUGAGAUGACAUCCAAGAUAAAGACAACUAAGAGGGAAACACCAAUCAAACCCACUGACAUCUUCAAGUGCUUAUCUGGGGAAAAAAAACACAUCAGAGUAGUUAUGACAAAGGGAGUUGCUGGAAUUGGAAAGACAAUCUCUGUGCAGAAGUUCAUUCUGGACUGGGCCAAACCGGAUCAAGAGGGGGCCAAACCGGAUGAAGAUGGGGCCAAACCGGAUGAAGAUGGGGCCAAACAGGAUAUCGACUUCCUGUUUCCAGUGUCUUUUCGGGAGAUAAAUCAGAUGGAAGAGAAGGAAUACACUCUCAUAGAAUUCAUUCAUCACUUUUUCGGUGAAACAUCUGACCUCAUCUUCUCCACUGAUGAAAAGUACAAGAUCACCUUCAUCUUUGAUGGUCUUGAUGAAAGCAGGCUUCCUUUGCAUUUCGGGAUUAAAUGCAUCUACAAUGUAACAGACCCUGCCACAGUGGACGUCCUUCUGACAAACCUCAUCAAAGGGAAUCUGCUCCCCUCUGCUCAAAUAUGGAUCACCUCCCGACCAGCAGCAGCCAAUCAGAUCCCUCCUGAGUGUGUCGACCAGGUGACAGAAGUGAGGGGAUUCACUGACCAACAGAAGGAGAAGUAUUUCCAGAAGAACAUCAAUAAACAAGAAAUGGUCAGCAAAAUCAUCAGACACUUGAAGAGAUCCAGGAGCCUCUACAUCAUGUGCCACAUUCCAGUCUUCUGUUGGAUUGCAGCCACUGUUCUGGUGUCAAUCCUGACCAGAGGCAAGAGUGAUGAGAUUCCAGCUUCUUUGACUCAGAUGUAUAUACACUUUCUGAUCACACAAGUCAAAUACAUUAGUCAGAAGUACAAAGACAUCUGGAACCAGAAGACCAUUCUGUCCCUGGGACGACUAGCUUUUCAGCAGCUGGAGAAGGGCAAUCUGAUCUUUUAUGAAAAAGACAUGAGAGAGUGUGGCAUGGAUGCCAAAGAGGCCUCAGAUUAUUCAGGAGUCUGCACCCAGAUCUUCAGGGAGGAUGAGUCUGGGCUGUACCAGGAGAAGGUGUUCAGCUUUGUUCAUCUGAGCAUUCAGGAGUUCCUGGCAGCUCUAUACGUGUUUCUCUGCAACAGAGACAGAAACAUGUCUGAUCAACAACAAACCUCUGAGCUCUCUGCUCUAUUCAGAGCUGCAACACCUCAUGACCUGCACAAGACUGCAGUGGAUUUGGCCUUGCAGAGGAAAGAUGGAUACCUGGACCUUUUCCUCCGCUUCCUUUUGGGCCUCUCACUGGAGUCCAACCAGAAACACCUACAAGACCUACUGUCACAGAACAGCAGCCAAUCACAGAACUCAUUAGAUACAGUCCAGUAUGUUAAAAAGAAGAUCAGAGGUCAGAGGCGUUCGGAAAGGGGGAUCAACCUGUUCUAUUGUCUGAAUGAGCUGAAUCAGCAUGCUGUAGUGGAACACAUUGACAGGGAGAAAGGACAGCUGUCUGUAAAGAUGCUGUUACCAGGAGAGUGGAAGACUGUGGAAUUCCAGUUGACGAUGUCAGAAGAGCACCUGGAUGGGUUUGACCUGCAGAAAUACCUGAACACCCCAGAGAAAGACCAGACUGAUCUCCUCAGCCCUGAUGAUGUUCUCCAGAAGCUGGUGCCAGUGGUCACAACAUCCAUCAAGGCAGAGUAA